Molecule: messenger RNA, 1101 nt
Organism: Australozyma saopauloensis
Lineage: Eukaryota; Fungi; Ascomycota; Pichiomycetes; Serinales; Metschnikowiaceae
Exons: 1
Coding region: 1-1101 (366 amino acids)
Source: RefSeq, a predicted model, not a curated record
AUGUCGGAGAAAGUCAUUGAGUCCGAAGCCGGAUCCUCCUCUUUGGAGGUCUACCUCCGUUUCAACGACGAUAUCGAGAAGGACUACUGUUUGCAGAUCGACUCUUCGACCACCUUCAGAGACCUCCUCAAGGUGUUCAGAACUUUGCCCAUUUCCUUGAGACCAAGCAUCUUCUACGACAUUGUGCCUAAGGGCUUUGUCGUUUCGACUGCUCCAGGUUACUUGACCGAGGACGGCUCGUUGCUUUUCUCGUAUGACACCGGAAAGAAGGAGUACCGCAAAAAGGUGUCGCUCAACAGCACCGUGGCCUCUGAGUGCUGGCCCGGCCAGUUGAUCUUGCCAGUGUGGGAGUUCAACUACUUUUUGUUCUAUUCGUUUAUUUUGUUGUUGGCAGCAUGGCUCUACACCGACUUGCCAGACUUCAUUUCGCCAACUCCAGGCAUUUGUCUUACUAAUCAGAUGACCCGUUUCUUGGCCAAGGCUGCCAUCAGAUUUGACUACGGCAAAAUUGCAGAGACCUUGUUGGCCGACAUUGACUCCCCCGUUGGUGUUGUUGGUCAAUGCUUGUUCUUUGUCUUCCACAUCAUCAAGUGUGUUGCUGUUUUCUUUGUUGUUUACGGAGGUGUGGUCAACCCAACCAGACUCAUUCGCAUUGGCAAGCUUCCAGAAGUUACCAAGGAGACCCUCAUCGAGUUGGGUUGGACCGGCUCCAAGCGUGCCACCAUCGACGAGUACAAGGAGGAGUACAGAGACUACAAGAUCAAGGAGUACGGUGGAAUGGUUCCAGCCCACCAAGCUGGUUUGUUCAACAAGCUCAAGAACUUGGGUGUCCACUUGGGUGACGGCGAGGGAUUCAACACACCUGUUGGUAAGAGUGACAAGGAUGUGUUGACUGAGGACGGAAAGCUUCCUAUGAGCUACAAAUUCUUGGUCAAGCAGGCCGAGUUUUUCGAGCAGCACGUUGCAGGCUUCGAUACUCCAAAAAUGAACGAAGCCAUCAAACAAUUCAGACGUUUUGGAAUCUUGCACUCUGGUGGAGAACUUGCUGAAAUCGUGCAAGCCAGAAAGGCUGCUGACGCCAAAAAUAUCGAGGACAAAUAG